GAUGGGGCUGGUCAAGAAGACUCCUGGUAGAGUCUUUGCAUCAGGCCCAGGCUUAGCAUAAAAGCAGAUCCUGCAGUCUGGGAGGUGGCAAACAGGGGACCAUGGAGACCCAGAGGGCCAGCCUCUCCCUGGGACGGUGGUCACUGUGGCUACCGCUGCUGGGACUAGUGCUGCCCUCGGCCAGCGCCCAGGCCCUCAGCUACAGGGAGGCUGUUCUUCAUGUUGUGAAUCGCAUCAAUGAGUGGUCCUCAGAAGCUAAUCUCUACCGCCUCCUGGAGCUAGACCCACCUCCUAAGGAGGACGAUGAGAACCCAAACAUCCCGAAGCCUGUGAGCUUCAGGGUGAAGGAGACUGUAUGCCCCAGUACGAGCCAGCAGCCCGCGGAGCAGUGUGACUUCAAGGAGAAUGGGCUGGUGAAGCAAUGUGUAGGGACAGUCACUCUGGAUGCGGUGAAAGGCAAAAUGAACAUCACCUGCGAGGAGUUGCAGAGUGUUGGAAGAUUUAAACGAUUUCGUAAGAAGCUUAAGAAACACUUUAAGAAAAUUGCUCCACUCAUUGGCCCAAUACUCCAUUUGGGGUAAAUUGUGAGCCCAUGGAAGAAUCCUGUGUGUGUCCUCCCUGGCUCAGGCUUUUGGAUUCUGAGAAAGUAAAG
Molecule: messenger RNA, 652 nt
Organism: Bubalus bubalis (water buffalo)
Lineage: Eukaryota; Metazoa; Chordata; Mammalia; Artiodactyla; Bovidae
Product: cathelicidin-6
Exons: 4
Coding region: 102-581 (159 amino acids)
Biological process (GO): innate immune response; defense response to Gram-negative bacterium; defense response to Gram-positive bacterium
Cellular component (GO): extracellular region
Molecular function (GO): lipopolysaccharide binding
Source: RefSeq, a predicted model, not a curated record